Molecule: messenger RNA, 1215 nt
Organism: Camellia sinensis
Lineage: Eukaryota; Viridiplantae; Streptophyta; Magnoliopsida; Ericales; Theaceae
Source: RefSeq, a predicted model, not a curated record
AUGGCCCCAGCGGAAGUUAAAAGGGAAGGUGAUGAUUAUGAUAUUCCAAAUGAAGCAGAUGACAUUCGUUUGAUUAAUGAAAGUCGGGCAGAACCUUAUCAUGGUUGCGAAGUUGGUCCGAGCAAUGAAGAAGCAACCAACAUAAACGUUGAAGAUAGUGGAGCUGAUGUGAAAAAAGAAAUGGUUGACGAUGCUCAUCGCAAUGACAUAGUUGUCGAAGAUGGAGAAGCUUUCUACAAUGCGUAUGCUAAAGCCAAGGGAUUUAGUAUACGAAAAUCCAGAUUUAACACAAAUAAAGAGGGAAAGGUUGUUAGUAGGCUGUGGUUGUGUUCAAGGGAAGGUCAGAGAUUACCAAAAUACUUGGACCGUGUUGCUGAGAAGAGUAGAGCUCCCAAGGCACUAACAAGAGUAGGUUGCAAAGCCCAAUUUCGCAUACGGUAUGAUGCAGAUGCUGGUGAAGGGGGAAAGUAUGUUGUGACUCACUUCGUUGCAGACCACAACCAUGAAUUGGCGGAACAACACUGUGUGAUGUAUCUGAGGUCACAUCGCAUUUUAAACAGCGCUGACAAAGCUCAAGCAAUGGCUAUACGCAACGUCGGUGUGAAGACUAGCCAAAUCAUGGACUAUAUGGUAAAUCAAUCCGGGUCUUAUGAGAAUGUUGGUUUCGUCUGUACGGAUCUGCACAACCAUAUUCAAGCCGAACGUAGAGCUGAAGUUGAGGAUGGUGAUGCGCAGGGUGCGUUGGUUUACUUAUGUGCAAAACUUGAUGUUGAUGCACGUUUUUUUUACAAGUAUGGUGUGUGUAACGAUAACAAGUUACAAAAUCUAUUCUGGGCAGAUUCUAAAUCGCGGGCCAACUACGCAAAGCACUAUGAUUGGGCUCUUGCAAGGAUAAGGUAUAACGAGGCUGGAGAUGAUGCUGAAACAAAUAACACUUUUCCGGUUCGGUUCAGCCGAAUAGUGGGUAGUAACUCAGAUGCAGAUACAACCCACAUAACUGACCGUGAGUACAAUGCGGAGUCAUUGCCCGUUCGCUGCAAAACUGGGUUGGUGGAUCCAAGUACACUGCACAUUAAGCAAUGGCGACUAUUUUUCGAUGUUUCUCCUGAUUCCAAACAGCCCGUUGGCCAAUGCGUUAGUGUUGACGCAGCAGUGUGCAAAAAUGAUUCGACCAUAAUUGAUGAGGUGAAUCAGGUAGACAGUACUAGCUAUUGA